AUGUGCAUUUUAAUGGCCACUAGAGCCCAUCCAAACUAUGACUUAGUGUUGCUUUCAAAUAGGGACGAAUUCUUCGCUAGAAAGGCAGGAGCUGCUGCUUGGCGACGUGAUAACUACGUUCUAUCCCCUUGUGAUGUGGCUCUGAGGCCGCUGUCACAGAAAGAUUUUGGUACAUGGAUUGGUGUGAAUAGAAAUGGCAGAAUUGCCACGAUUUUGAAUUUGAGAUUGAGUGAUCCAAGUAAGGCGAGGCCAGCUCUCUGCAUGAGAUCCAGAGGCAAAAUUCCAACGACAUUUCUUUCGGCUUCAGAAUCCAGCUUCGAUGAGUGGAAUUCAUACGAGAAAUAUUGCCAGCAGUUGCCCAGUUUAAAGGAUACUGGCGACUUCAAUUUUUUCUAUGGAGAUUGCACUAAGGGCGAAUACGUAAUUAUCGAUUCACUGGGAGACACUUUCCAAGUGCUUCGAGAAAAUGACGAUGAGUACAUGGUGGUGUCCAACGACAAGUUCAAGAAUGAGCAUGGCGACGGACCAAGGUGGCAGAAAGUCGAUCUUGCAGCUCAGACGUUACGCAAACUGGUUGCAGAUACCAACGUCGGGAGCGAAGAAUCGCUGAUACAGAAACUUUUCGAAGUUGCGUCAGUAAAUUCUCUUCAGCGAGAAGACUAUGAGAUUCGCCACGAAAAGGCUGCAGAGUUAGCCAUGAGGACAGUCUUUGUCCCACCUCUAAAAGUCUCCGCUAAUGAUGACCUCGGAACUUCAGUUCCUAUCGGUACUUACUAUGGUACUCGUUCACAGACACUCAUUCUCGUGAGCAAGGAUCGCUCUCAUAUCACUUACGUGGAGAGAAUAAUCCAUGACUGUGAUCUGGACGCGCAGCAGUUUGAUUCACAUCGAACGAAGACUGAAAACAGGUAUGAUUUUGACCUGCAGCGCUAG
Messenger RNA from Torulaspora globosa, 933 nucleotides. RefSeq lists its product as uncharacterized. Gene Ontology annotation, cellular component: Golgi apparatus. The coding region runs from base 1 to 933 and encodes 310 amino acids. The transcript has a single exon. The record is from RefSeq and is a predicted model, not a curated record. Gene Ontology annotation, biological process: protein secretion; Golgi organization. NCBI's taxonomy places the organism in Eukaryota, Fungi, Ascomycota, Saccharomycetes, Saccharomycetales, Saccharomycetaceae.